CGUAUCUUGGAAAACCCCUUCUCUGCCCUUCGUGCGGCAGAGUCAAUGAUAGAGAACGGCCACCCUAAUGCUGAUGUCUCCUCUUCCAAGCCAACCAUCGCAAGGAGCAAGAGGCUGGAGGCAGACACAAAUCCACCUCUCGCUGUUCGUCCUAGGAACUAGCGGAGAAGGCAGCCGAAGUGUUUCGUCAGGCAUCCAAGGAGAUCCACGAUGUGGAUUCUGGUUUCGUGUUGGAGGAGGAUGAUCCCGAAUGAAUGAGGAUGGAAUGCAGUUAUGGUCCAAAAGCACGACGGAAGCCACCUCAGGGAAGUCCUAACCCCCUUUUGAGUUUUUUGAAAUAUAGAUCUAAGAAGAAGAAACUCAAAAUAGUGUAAAAGAAUUUGGGAACCCAUAUGGCUCCUGCCCCCAUGAGCUAGAAAUCGAUGCUUUUAACUAAUGUUCAUGAAUUUGUUGUCAUAGAAUUACAAGAGGGCAACCAAGAAAGACUGUGUAGCUCACCUUAAAUACCUUAUCAAAGAGCAUAAUCUAACAGUGUUCACUCUGUUGGAGACCCAUCUUAGUACAGAAGGUUCCAUCUGCUUCCUCAAAAGACUUGGGCGACGUUGGGCUGCAGAUUUCAUGGAGACAAAGGGCAGAUCCAGGGGUAUUUUGAUUUGUUGGGAUGAGGAACGACUUCAAGCAAGUUUGGAUGUAUGGGAUUGGUGGUGAUAUAUCUGAUAGCUACCCAUUAUGCCUAGAGUGAAGGUAUUUUGUUGGAAUUUGCUUUAUCAUCACCUCCCAACAUCAGAUUGGCUUGCAGUGUUAGGAAUUUAGAAACAUGGUCGCUAUAGUGGCAACGAUACCCGAAGACAUCAUUCAUUUGGAAAUUCUCCCAUGGCUUACCAAUAAGGCUCUCUUCAAGUUCAAGUCCGUCAAUAAGAAAUGGCAUCAUCUCAUCAACCAUGAUCCUACAUUCGCACACCAACGCUCACGCCGUUGUGGGUUGCCUGGCUUUGUGUGGAUAUGUGAUCACAAUAUUGACUUUAUGCCCGUCAACCUUAUUGGGCAACAUGACGUUUGUGAAACUAAGUUGUCUUUCUCCCUUCCUGAUGGAUGUUCUGCGUAUAUUGCUGGAUGUUCCGCGUAUAUUGCUGCCUCUGCCAAUGGCCUCCUCUUGUUAUUGUUGACAAGAUGGGAGGAACAAAACGAAAACGAAUGGUACAUGUAUGAAGACGAGAGCACCUUCCAUUAUGUGUGGAAUCCAGUGACAAAAGAGGGUCAUGCCAUCCCUGAAAGUCAAGUUCAAGUUUAUGAGAAUAUUGGCCUGGCCUUUGAACCAUCAACUACUUCGACCCGUUAUAGACUAAUAAAACUAGUAGAAGACAAUGAACUAGAAUUUACUGAGAUUGAGUUCAAGAUAUACUCUUCGGACAUAGGGAAAUGGAUAAUUUCUGAUCAGAAGCUUGUUAUCAAAGAUGAGUUCAAUAGGUAUCGGUGGAAUGUGUUGUACGCUAGAGGCAUCAUAUAUUGGAACUAUUUUCCCUACAUAAUAUGGUUUGACCUUGAUAAAAAUAUCUCAGGCAGCAUGAUGUCGCCAAUAGAAUAUGAAGACAUUCCAAUAUAUUAUGAUGAUGUUUAUUGUCAAUGUAUCGGGGUAACUGAUGAAGAGAUUUUGACAAGCACUCUAUUUAUGAAAAAUAAUUCAAUUUUCAUAUGGAUGAUGAGUAAGGAUGGAGAAUGGGUUAAGAGGUACCAUGUUUUAGAUUUUUUGAACAUUAGGGACAUUGACUCUUUUUCACUUCUACCAUUCUGUGGGGGUGAUAAGGUAUUCAUGGAUCUGACAUUAUUUUCUAUGGGGAGGAAGGCAAUGUUGUGUUGUCACGACAUGAAGACAGGAGAGACUGUGAUGAUCGAUAUGUUGAAGCAGAAUCGGCUAUGGUCACCUUGUCAGUACGUAGUGUUAAAUUACAAUAAUAUGGCCGAGAUAGGUAGCUUAAAAUACUAAGUUUGGCAAGGCUUCUCUGCACCUCAAAAUUUAUAGUGAUGCAAAUUCAAU
Messenger RNA from Musa acuminata subsp. malaccensis (wild Malaysian banana), 2035 nucleotides. RefSeq lists its product as uncharacterized. Gene Ontology annotation, molecular function: protein binding. The record is from RefSeq and is a predicted model, not a curated record. NCBI's taxonomy places the organism in Eukaryota, Viridiplantae, Streptophyta, Magnoliopsida, Zingiberales, Musaceae.